AUGGGAGACCUUAUGAAAAGACAGUUCAGCAUCUUAGAUUUAUCUGGAAAGAAAUUUCUGGAAUGGAAAGUGGACGCAAUGAUGAAUUUGAAAGCUCAAGGCUUGGAGCACACUGUUAAAGAAAAUAAAAGUCCCCCUGGUCAAACAACUGAUACUACCACUUCUGCAAUGACGGUUGAAAAACCCAUUACCGAACAAGAAAAGGCAAAAGUCUUAGUGUUACUAAGGCAUCAUUUACAUGAAGGCCUUAAAACUGAGUACAUGAUGGUUGAAGAUCCCAAAGAAUUAUGGGAUUGCCUUAAUGAAAGAUUUGGACACCACAAAAGGGUGCUCCUUCCUAAGGCAUUAUUUGACUGGACAAAUUUACGGUUCCAGGAUUUCAAAUCUGUAAUAGAUUACAAUUCAACCAUACAUGAGAUAGUAUCUAUAUUGAGAUACUGUGAUCAUCCAGUCACCGAUGAACAAAUGAUUGAAAAAAACACUCACUACCUUUCAUGCAAGCAACAUACUGUUGCAAGAACAAUAUCGUGA
This is a messenger RNA of Chenopodium quinoa (quinoa), 531 nucleotides long. RefSeq lists its product as uncharacterized. Bases 1 to 531 code for a protein of 176 amino acids. Lineage: Eukaryota; Viridiplantae; Streptophyta; Magnoliopsida; Caryophyllales; Amaranthaceae. The transcript has a single exon. The record is from RefSeq and is a predicted model, not a curated record.